AUGCAGCUGAAGAACUCGCUUGUCCUCCUCACGGCCCUCACUGCCGGCAGCGCCGUUGCGCGCCUCCACGGCCACGAGCGCCGCCACCAGCACCACCAGCGCAACGUCGAGGAGCGCGGUGUCGGUGACGUCGUCACGGCCACCAUCGACGGCCAGGUCGUCUCGUGGAUCAACGAGUGGUCUGGCGUUGCUCCGACCGCCGCCGCUGAGGCCUCGUCUUCUUCCUCCGCUCCUGCUGAGAGCUCUGCCAUCCCGACUGCCUCUGCGACUUCCUCUUCCUCGUCUGGCACUGCCACCGGCUUUGGUGCUCGUACCUCGCCCCACGGCUCCGGUAUCAACUACGUCGGCAACGUCGGCAACCCCUGGGGCAGCAACAUCAUCCAGAUCUCCGAGAAUGAGGUCAGCAAGUACAAGUACACCCUCAAGUUCCUCGGCGAUUCCAUCACGGAGCCCUGGACCGUGGUUUUCUGGAACAAGAUCGGCCCGGAUGGCAAGUUGGAUGGCUGGUACGGCUACUCGGCCCUGCAGUUCCAGAUCAAUCCCGGUGAGACCAAGUACGUCGCCUGCGAUGAGGACACCCAGGGUGCUUUCGGUGCUGCUCCGGGCAACACCCUGCCCAAGGAUGCCGACGGUGGCUGGGCCUCGUCCUGGGGUGAGUUUGACUUUGGCAACAGCCAGAACGGCGGCUGGUCUGGCUUCGACGUUUCUGUCAUUCAGGCUCAGAACGCUGGCCUGCCCAUCCAGGGCCUGAAGAUCUGUGAUGCUGCCAACGAAAACACCUGCUCCUCCAUUGCCUCCAGGCUCUCCAACGUCGUCAACGCCUACACCAACAAGGAGGCUGCCGAAGGCGGCAUUGGUGGCAACAUCCCUCCGGGCCCGCUGGCCCUCAACGUCUACCUCAACUACCACUAA
This is a messenger RNA of Rasamsonia emersonii CBS 393.64, 912 nucleotides long. Its product is annotated as Allergen Asp f 4. NCBI's taxonomy places the organism in Eukaryota, Fungi, Ascomycota, Eurotiomycetes, Eurotiales, Trichocomaceae. The record is from RefSeq and is a predicted model, not a curated record. Gene Ontology annotation, molecular function: IgE binding. Gene Ontology annotation, cellular component: extracellular region. The transcript has a single exon. The coding region runs from base 1 to 912 and encodes 303 amino acids.